AUGAAGGCCUCAGUAGCUGUGUGGGUGUUGCUGUGCUGCUGCAUGACUGAGACCCAGGGCAGGGGAGACCUGGCCAGGCAGAAGGACACCAGCCCAGAGGGGAGCCCAGAUUGGACACCUGAAGCAGCACAAGCCUCCAGCCAACAAGUCGCUGAGCCCGACAUCCACACCGUGCUGAGAGAGAUGAGCGUCAAGAUAGCACAGCAGGAAGUUGAGCUCAGAUGCACUAAGACACAAGUUGAGGAUAUGCAGACCAGGCUUAGAGACAGUGAGAGCAAAGCUGAGGCUGUAGAGACCAGGCUUAGAGACAGUGAGAGCAAAGCUGAGGCUGUAGAGACCAGGCUUAGAGACAGUGAGAGGAUCAUAGAGGGACAGAGAGUGGAGCUCAAAUACACUAUGGCACAGGUACAGGCCUUGGAGACUAGACUAAGGGUCAGUGAGAGUAAAGUUGACGUUGUUGAGACUAGACUGAAAGCCAGUGAGAGUAAAGUUGAGGACUUGGAGACCAGAUUGAGAGCCAGUGAGAAGACGAUUGAAGAGCAGAGAGAUGUCAUUAAGGAGCUGAGGGAGGCUCAGGAGGAGCAGACAGCAGCUCUGGGAGCUGUAGGAGACGGCCUGAACCUGACGGGGAGCCAGGUGGAGGAGCUGAGGAUGGAGAGAGAGGAGAGCAGGGUGUCUUUCUCCACCUCCCUCACCUCCACAGGGGAGGUCACCAUAGGACCCUACAGUGACAAUCUCCCAAUCCUGGUCUACAAGCACGUCUUCAGCAACAUGGGGAAUGCCUACAAUCCACACACAGGGAUCUUCACCGCUCCAGUCAGAGGCAUGUACCACUUCGUGUUCUUUGUCCAUGGGAUUGGCCAUGCAUCCGUAGCCACAGCAGUCUCUCUUCACAAGAAUGAAGAACACAUUGCUCUCGCAUACGCUCAUCAGCCAAGUCACAACAUGACACCGUCUAAUGGAGUGUCAUUGCUGCUGGAGGUGGGAGAUGUGGUCUAUCUCAAGCUGUGGAGCAGCGCCUGGGUGUAUGACUCUUACCACCACCAAAGCACCUUCUCAGGUCACCUGCUCUUCCAACUCUGA
This is a messenger RNA of Engraulis encrasicolus (European anchovy), 1083 nucleotides long. RefSeq names its product myosin heavy chain, striated muscle-like. Gene Ontology annotation, molecular function: protein binding. Bases 1 to 1083 code for a protein of 360 amino acids. NCBI's taxonomy places the organism in Eukaryota, Metazoa, Chordata, Actinopteri, Clupeiformes, Engraulidae. The record is from RefSeq and is a predicted model, not a curated record. The transcript is spliced from 3 exons.